Messenger RNA from Acanthamoeba castellanii str. Neff, 642 nucleotides. Its product is annotated as COX11, putative. Gene Ontology annotation, molecular function: copper ion binding. NCBI's taxonomy places the organism in Eukaryota, Discosea, Longamoebia, Acanthamoebidae. Gene Ontology annotation, cellular component: mitochondrial inner membrane. The record is from RefSeq and is a predicted model, not a curated record. The coding region runs from base 1 to 642 and encodes 213 amino acids. The transcript has a single exon.
AUGGGCAUGAUCCUCACCACGCUCAUCUUGGGCGGCAUCGCCAUCUCCUACGCGUCGGUGCCGCUCUAUCAGCGAUUCUGCCAAGUGACCGGCUAUGGCGGCACGACGCGGAGGGUCGAGGAGAGCAACAUGUCGUCGCCAGAUCGAUGGAAGAAGCGACCCGAACGGCCGCUCACGGUCAAGUUCUACAGCAACACCAACUCCAACAUCCCCUGGGUGUUCUACCCGCUCCAGAACGAGGUGAAGCUGGUGCCAGGCGAAAGCACGCUCGCCUUCUACCGCGCCGAGAAUCCAUCGCCCGAUGACAUCGUGGGCAUUGCGUCGUACAACGUCGUGCCGGCCAAGGCCGGCAUCUACUUCCAAAAGAUCCAGUGCUUCUGCUUCGAAGAGCAGCUGCUGCCGGCCAAGAAGGGAGUGGACAUGCCGGUCUACUUCGUCAUCGAUCCCGACUUCGUCGACGAUCCCAACAUGCACGACGUCGAAUCCAUCUCGCUCUUCUACACCUUCUUUCGAGCUAAAGAUUUUGACGAUUUGAACGCCCAGGCCUACGACGAAAGCCAACAGCAGAAGGAGCAGCAGACGCCACACCAGCUCGCGCAGCUACAAGCGGUGGUGGAGAAGAAGGAAGAGACACAGACGUAA